CUCUCGCCUUCCUUCCUCCUGCAGGGGCGGAGCUGAACUAGGAGAGACGAGGCGUAGAAGCAAAGCCACCGAAGCAAGAGAUACCCUCGGGCGCCUGUUGGGUCAAGUGAGGGAACUAUAUACAGCAACAAAGGAGAGGACUUCAGAAGAGGCCAGUGAUCCUGCCGGGAAACCACAAUGGCAGACAUAAACCAUAUAAUGGCAUUGCCACAAACUUUGACAGAUGCAAAAAAUACCUCUGGUUCUGGAGGGAAAAGCAUACCUGUUAGCAAAUCGGUGGACUCUGUGAUACAGGCAGAUGAGAGUUACAGAAUGGACCAUGCAGAAAUGGGGCUGUGUGUGUUAGUCAACAAUAAGAACUUCCAUCCAGCUACUGGAAUGGCAUAUCGAUCUGGUACAGAUGCAGAUGCUGCACGUGUUGUAGACAUUUUCAGGACCUUGGGCUAUAUCAUCAAGCCUUAUAAUGAUCUUGCAUGUAAACAGAUUAUUGAUGUUUUGCAAAAUGUUGCCAAGGAUGAUCACAGCAAGAGAAAUAGUUUUGUUUGUGUUUUGCUAAGCCAUGGAGAGGAUGGACUGAUCUAUGGUACAGAUGGUCCUCUAGAGUUGAAAAUGCUGACGAGUCUCUUCAGAGGAGAUAGGUGCAGGACCUUGGCAGGAAAGCCCAAGCUCUUUUUUAUUCAGGCUUGUAGAGGAACAGACCUUGAUUCUGGUAUUGAAACGGACAGUGGUCCAGAUGAAUACGUGUGUCAAAAAAUACCCGUGGAAGCAGAUUUCCUGUAUGCAUAUUCUACUGCUCCUGGUUACUACUCUUGGAGGAAUUCAUCAGAUGGCUCCUGGUUUAUACAGUCACUGUGUGUGAUGCUGAAACAAUAUGCUAAAAAACUUGAACUUAUGCAGAUUCUAACACGUGUAAAUCACAAGGUUGCAGAAUUUAGUUCCUAUUCAAAUCGGCCAGACUUCCAUGCAAAGAAGCAGAUCCCCUGUAUUGUGUCCAUGCUCACAAAAGAUUUUUACUUUCCUCAUUAAACAUCUUUACUUUUUGAUAUGAAAGCUAGCAGAAAAGAGAGCUAGCAUUUAUGCCAUUUUGAAUUUUGUUCAGUCUCUUGUGCCUAAGCUCUUAAGAUCUAUGCAGGGCUAAAUAUUUCCAUCAUUAGAACAGUAGAUGAUCAAGCUAGUUCAGAAAAAUCUGAUUUGGGGUAUUUAAAUACAUGUUGAUUUGUAACCCCUUUGUAAGAAAGAGAUCAAAUAACUUAUUGAUUUACUGUAACUGUGUAUUCUAGCAGUAAUAAAAGCAAGAAAAGCGUCAUAUUAAAAUAAUUUCUAAUUUUGGUAACACUGUUACAAUCCAGUCCUAAGAAUAUUUACUUGGAAGUGAACUACUUUGGUAUAAAUAGGAAUUGUUUCCGCAAAUAAAUGUGGCUAGGAUUGGAGUGCUAGUGUCAUUACAAAUUAGUGCACCUUCUAACAUGGUGUAAGGACUAAACUAUUGACUUUCAUAUACAAUCAUGUAGCAGAAUCAAACUUUUGAGUCUUGUUUUUUUCAUCGGUUUGGCAACUUAUAUAAAAGACCAAAUGAAAAGCUUACAAGCAUUGUCAAAGCCUUUUGUACCAUAGCUAAAAACAAUCUUGUUUACUUCUUAUGUUUAACAGAUUACAGCUUAGAACCCUGUUCCUGACUAAAUCCAAGAUAUGUAGGUUUUUACACUUCAGUUAGAUUUAGAAGUUUGUACAUGUGGUUGUUCUUGUAGAUAGCAUAUACAUUCAACCUACUCCUAAAAAACCUUUUGUGAUUCUUAGCUAGUAAUCAAAUAGACUAAGAGACUUAUGACAAAUGUGUUUUUUCUAGUUUUGACUUUGCACUUUUUUCACGUGUAGCAUGUUUCAAUAUAUUAAAGAAGCACCUGUUCACCUACAGUUUGGGUUAAAACUGAACCCCUUCUAGCAUGCUGAAUCUUAGGUAAUUUACCCCUUUGUAGCUCAAUAAGAAAAUGAUCUUCAGAGUAUGUGUGAGAGGACAUGAACUGAAGUCUUCCACAGUCACCCACUUCAUAUGAACUUCAAAAACACUUACUCAUAAGGAAAUAUUUGCAACCUGAUGAAUCACUUCAAAUAUAUACACCUUGUAAAAACCUUGUAAACCAAUUCAGACACAACCACAAACUGGUUUGUUGAUAUGUAUACAAGCAGGUGCAAGCCUUGGGCCUGCAUACUUCUUCACACAAGUGGAGAAGAGUUUCAAUCCUCCAUUCAAGGGCAUCAGGGCUUUUUACAGUUGUGGGGGGGACAAAGCCAGCAGUCCUAUCCCCACUCCCCCCAGGAGUAUGCUCCAUUGAAUUCAGUGGGACUUGGCUCACUUGGAGGGGGACUGCCCCUCUCUGCCCCCGCCGCAAUGUCCAUGCUUCCAUCUGCAGUCUUUAACAAACCACAGUUUCUCCCAUAUGUGUUAAAAUGCAGGAAACUGUCAUUUGCAUAAACCUGAUCUGAAAAGCAAGCGUUAAACAUCCUUCCCUUGUGUGCAAAGGAAGGAGGGGAAAGAGAUACAACAUAAGAGGCUAUUUCAGUGUGUUCUCAUCACAACAAACCAUGGUUUAUUGCCACAUGUGAACUGAGCCCGAGUAUGUAACUUCCUUAACGUUUGUGGUGUUUGCAAUGCUUAGAGAAGAGGAUGAAAGUUAUUAUUAUUAUUACAUUUAUAUCCCGCUCUUCCUCCAAGGAGCCCAGAGCGGUGUACUUCAUACUUGAGUUUCUCCUCACAACAACCCUGUGAAGUAGGUUAGGCUGAGAGAGAAGUGACUGGCCCAGAGUCACCCAGCUAGUAUCAUGCAUGGCUCAAUAGGGAUUUGAACUCAGGUCUCCCUGGUCCUAGUCCAGCACUCUAACCACUAUACCAUGCUGGCUCUCAUUCUCAUUAAAGUUUAGCGCACUAAAGUUCUCUUUAGCACAACUGAGCUAUUUGUGUGCUGCUCUGGAUUGUGGCCUUUCAUCUUGACCCAGAAUGAAGACUGUGCAAACACAAGCCUUCUGUGCUCACACAAGCCUUAUGAAUGGCACAAAAACCAGCAAGGUCAAUUGGGAGAUCUCAAGUUCAGCAUUCAUGGCUGCCUAGGAGGGUACAAUCUUAUUCUAGCCUCCUCAAUUGUAGAUCAUUGUAAGAAGCUUUGAUACUGAGAGGCCUUAAUCUCGCCUUUCCAAACAAGAGAACCAAUGCUCAGCAGCAUCUUUGUAACUUGUGAUACUUGAUUGUUUUCAUACUUCUGAACUAAUCUAAAUACACCAGCUCAUUUUACAGGAAAUAAAAAUUGUUGGCUGUAUUAGGUGUUUUUAAAUGUUAAUCUCGUACGGAUUUUCUAGUGCACGGUGAGCAAUACCAGCAAUUUGAGCAUAUCAUUGUAGUCUAGAUUCUCUGGGAAUUUAACUUAUUAAUUUAUGUUUAUAAUGUAUUGUAACUUUUUGUAUGAGAACCUAAUAAAACAUACAUUGUUUAAUUGGC
Messenger RNA from Hemicordylus capensis (graceful crag lizard), 3490 nucleotides. It is a transcript of the gene CASP3, whose product is annotated as caspase 3. The transcript has 7 exons. Bases 178 to 1026 code for a protein of 282 amino acids. NCBI's taxonomy places the organism in Eukaryota, Metazoa, Chordata, Lepidosauria, Squamata, Cordylidae. The record is from RefSeq and is a predicted model, not a curated record. Gene Ontology annotation, cellular component: cytoplasm. Gene Ontology annotation, biological process: apoptotic process; proteolysis; positive regulation of apoptotic process.